GAUCAUUCCGCCGUUUGUCCGACGGCAACGCUCCGUGUUAGUCUAACGAAUCCUUCUCCGAACCCGAAGAUCACGUCCAAAUUUUAUAAGAUUUUCUAUUCCUCCCUAAUUUAAUUACUAAUUAGCGUUAUUGGGUCCCACUGUUUUAUCCACGUGGCAGCUAUUCCCGCAAUCCCCGGACUACCCUCCCCUUGCCCCGGCGAAGGAAGAGAAACGGAGAUUUUUUAGCUAAACGACUGCCGGAGUUAUGGCUGUCGCUCCCGCCGUCACGAAUCUCCGGCUUCUCCACAUUUCAAGCUCGGCUGUCGUUCCGAAACAGUGUCCAGCUCCUUCCUCGGUUCAAUUAGUUGGUCGGAGUUCGAGUAGUCGGCGGUUCAAGCCGCCUUUGCGAGCGGCGCUGCAGACUUCUGUUGUUCUUCGAGAGGAAGGAGAAUCAGGCGGCGGCGCGGCGACUCUCCGGGAGCUCUGCCGAGGACACGUGCCGGACCACGUGCUGAGCAGGGCGGAAGGGAUUGGAUAUGUUAUGCCGACGGAUGUGCAGAGCCAAGCUCUGCCUGUUCUGCUUAGUGGGCGGGACUGUGUUAUUCAUGCUCAGACAGGCUCUGGGAAGACGCUGGCUUACUUGCUGCUGGUAUUCUCAGCUGUGAAAGCUCAGAGAUCUGCUGUGCAGGCACUGAUUGUGGUGCCUACCCGGGAGCUAGGAAUGCAAGUUACAAAAGUGGCUCGAAUGUUGGCUUCAAAAGCUGCGGACAAUGACUUGGAGGAGAAGUCGUCAUGCACUGUCAUGGCUCUUUUAGAUGGAGGGAUGCUGAGAAGACAUAAGAGUUGGUUAAAGGCGGAACCACCUUCUAUUGUGGUAGCAACAAUAGCGAGUUUGUGUCAAAUGCUUGACAAGCAGAUAUUUAAGCUCGAUGCGCUGGAGGUUCUGGUUAUAGAUGAGGUAGAUUUCUUGUUCAACUCUUCGAAGCAAGUCAGUUCCCUUAAAAAGAUUUUAACCUCAUAUUCAUCGAGCAGCAAACGCCAAACUGUUUUUGCAAGUGCAUCCAUCCCACAGCACAAACGAUUUGUUUAUGACUGCAUACAACAGAAGUGGACCAAGAGAGAUGUGGUCCAUGUGCAUGUCAAUGCGAUUAAGCCGUUGCCAUCCUGCUUGCAACACAAAUUCGUGGUAUGCACUAAAAAGCUGAAACAUGCGGUUCUGCUAUCCUUGUUACAUUCUGAUGCUCCCAAGUCGGCAAUUGUUUUUGUUGGUGAACAGGCUGGGAAUGGUCCAUCAACUGUACUUCUAGUUGAUUUCUUGAAAACUUCUUAUAGAGGUAGCUCAGAUGUCCUGCUUUUGGAGGAGGACAUGAAUUUCAAUUCUCGGGCAGCUUCACUUUCGGAAUUGAGAGAAGGGGAAGGUUAUCUUCUUGUAGCAACAGAUAUAGCUGCAAGAGGAGUGGAUUUGCCUGAAACAACUCAUAUCUACAACUUUGAUCUACCAAGAACUGCAGUUGACUACCUUCAUCGAGCUGGAAGAACAGGCUAUGUAAGGAGAAUUGAAAGACACAAAACCUUUAGAUGGACAUUAGCAGUGAUUCGAGAUCGGAUGCCGACUACACUGUGGUCAAUGUGGCAGUCUGUCAAGAAGCUUCCAGGGGAGAUGAUUGAAUCGAAGAUCUGCCACAAAAGCAAUUGUGAGUUUCUCCUUGAUGUGUAAAUGGGCUUGGCAGCAUCAUAGAAACUAAACCUUGGUGGCUGCAAGCGUGAGAACGUAUGAGAAAAUUCUCCUUUUCAGGAGACGAGAAGAAAAGUAACUACAAGAAAUGAAAAUUCACUCUUACAUGCUCUGUAAGAGCGAGAUUUUCCUCGAAGAAUGAUCUAACAGUUCCAAUGUCUUCCCAGUAAUCAUUGAACAGUGAAAGUAGAGGCAUAGACCAAAAAGCCUUCACCUUUACAUGGUACUCGCUUGCCGAAGCUGGGAUUAUUUCAGAUCCAAAGUCAUUAGCUGUUGGGAAUCGCCAUCUGAUCCAAACAUCGCAGUGAACUUUCAAUUAGUUCUGAAAGGAAGCCACAAUCCCUCAGUUUCGUGGGGAAGUCGGGAUACCAAGUGGGUACCUGAGAAGAUUGAGAAGUAUCUCUUUCUUGAAGAGGCAAUGCAAGAGAGAAGCUAAGGGUGAAAGACUCACCAUUGCCUUGAGCUCAUCCCCUCUAGGCUUUUCACUAAAGGAGAGGACACUUCCUUUGUUGUCUAUCUUCAUUAGACCAAAGUCUGAAGCCCCUGCCCGUCUAUCACGAAAAAGGCACAAAGAGAAGGUCCCAGAAGUUCAUUGAUUAACAAACCAUAAUAUGCUUUGAUGACAAAAACUAGUGGUCAUUUGCCAAGAUUGAUUCUUCACAUACUUGUCAUCUAUGGGCAGAGAAGAAAUGGUGAUGUCUGCUCCACUCUGCCUAUGAUUCUAUAAUCAUGAAGAUCAAUGAUCCACUAAGGGGAACUGAAAACACCCUUAAACUCUUUGCAGGGACUUCUGCUUCUGAAAUGUAGCUUGAUGGGGGGUACCUGAACAAAGGCCAUGUAGUCCAUACGAUACAGAUGAUCUCCUGACAGUAUCAGCACAUCCUCAAUCUCCUUACUCCUUGCGUCCUAUUUCAUCAACAAAAAAAAAAUCAACAUUUUGGGUUUCAGUUGUGCUGGAAAUUGAAGGCAGAAGCUUGUUGAGCUUCAUUGUGCUAUUGCUCAGUUGAACUUACCUCGAACAACCAAUGGAACUGCCGAAUAGCAUCUGCAGUGCCUUGAAACCACUGCUUUCCUGUCUCCCCUGGCGUUUGAGUUGCAGCCAGAGCCUGUCAAGAUAGUUCUUUCCGAGUGAGAGUUUCUGAUCUCUCAAACUCUCAUUUCGCUGAUUAAUGAUUAUGUACCUCGACGUAGCCAUCUCCAAAGUUGGUUCCACUACCAAAGUUGUAACUUGUAAGCUCGUACAAGAUGCCUGUUUAGCAAAGCUGAGUUGUACUGAGUGAGAAUGUAGACCUUGUUG
Molecule: messenger RNA, 3014 nt
Organism: Linum tenue
Lineage: Eukaryota; Viridiplantae; Streptophyta; Magnoliopsida; Malpighiales; Linaceae
Source: the annotation of a GenBank genome assembly